AUGUAUACUAAGGAAUUUAGAACGUCAUUUGGCCAUGAUCUCGAGCUAGACAAAGGAAGCGUUCUAGAGCUAUCUGCUGUCCACUUUAUCAAUAAAGUUGUACUGCAAAUCAGGCUCAACGGGGAGCUUGACACAUGUCUCGAAGUUAUUUCUAAAGGACUACCUGCAGAGAGCAUGAGCAGUACCCCGCUAGGUCUCCAAGUAAUGCAGCGAAACGAAGAUCAAAUAGAUAUGCCAAUGUUGGCUGAAGAUUGUAAUGACAAUGAAAAUGAAAUAAAUGAUUUCACUCCCGUGGAGGACUCACUUUCUAACUUCCAUAUUAUCACCAGAUUAGGAGAUUCAAACGAUAUGAAGCUGCCGAUAGUCUGCUGUCAAAUUGCGGAACUUUAUCAAAAAGUUAUAUUUCUCUCUAAUGUCGAUAAUAUGCGGGACGUAGCACCAACAAGAGACUUUGUUAUAUCGCUCAGUGCCAAGAUUUGGAAAAGUGCCUCUCCAGGAAGGGACUUUAGUCUACUAAUAUUUAUCUUGACUUCCAUUAAAGAAAUGUAUAAACUAUGA
Messenger RNA from Lachancea dasiensis, 558 nucleotides. Lineage: Eukaryota; Fungi; Ascomycota; Saccharomycetes; Saccharomycetales; Saccharomycetaceae. The record is from the annotation of a GenBank genome assembly.